Amorphotheca resinae ATCC 22711 is the source of this 2448-nucleotide messenger RNA. RefSeq lists its product as hypothetical. Gene Ontology annotation, cellular component: mitochondrion. Gene Ontology annotation, molecular function: methylcrotonoyl-CoA carboxylase activity; metal ion binding; ATP binding. The transcript is spliced from 2 exons. The record is from RefSeq and is a predicted model, not a curated record. Bases 1 to 2346 code for a protein of 781 amino acids. NCBI's taxonomy places the organism in Eukaryota, Fungi, Ascomycota, Leotiomycetes, Helotiales, Amorphothecaceae.
AUGGCUCUUAAGAAGAGUUUAAUCGUUACUCCAACUCCGCGAGGGGCUGAUGGUCUGCCCAUAAUACGCAGAGUCCUGAUUGCAAACAGAGCGGAAAUUGCUAGUCGGGUGGUCGCAACAUGUAGAAGGCUUGGGAUCAUAUCAAUUGCCAUCUAUACAGACCUAGACAAGCACUCAUUGUAUGUCGAAGAAGCAGAUGAGGCAGUCUACAUAGGUCCCAUCGACCAGCCGGAGGGGAACCCGCAUCAGAAUGGGAAAAAGAUUGUUGCAAUUGCCUUACAGGUGGGCGCCGAUGCCAUCCAUCCCGGCUACGGCUAUCUCAGUGAGAAUGCGGACUUUGCAAAACAUGUCCUGGAGUCGGGCAUCAAGCUCAUCGGGCCUUCGCCAUAUGCGAUUUCCGUACUUGGGGACAAACGACAGGCCAAGGAGUUCCUGAUUUCACACGCGCCCGAGGUACCGCUGAUUCCAGGACACAGCGACAGCGCACAAGAUUUGAAGUCCCUGUCCAACGAGGCUGAGCGCAUUGGCUACCCCAUAAUGAUCAAGGCCUCGGCGGGGGGAGGAGGCAGGGGAAUGCGUAUCGUGCGUGACAAGACAAGUUUGCUUGAUGAGCUGAGCCGAGCACAGUCUGAGGCUAAGCGGACAUUCGGCUCUGCCGAUUGCCUCCUAGAGAAGUAUAUCAGCAGGGGAAAGCACGUUGAAGUUCAGUUGAUGGGUGAUUCUUUCGGUAAUGUGUUUACGCUGCUUGAUCGAGAAUGUUCGGUGCAGCGGAGGCACCAAAAAGUCAUUGAGGAAGCCCCAUGUCCAUGGAUGGACGAGGAGCUGCGGCAGGCAAUGUACAAGACGGCUAUCACAAUCGGGAAGCUUCUGAAGUAUGAGGGCGCUGGUACUGUCGAAUUCAUGGUCGAUAUUGAAGAACGCAAAUACUACUUUCUUGAGGUCAACACCCGUAUUCAGGUUGAGCACUGCAUCUCGGAGGAAAUCACGGGGUUCGACAUUGUUGCGCUCCAGAUUUUUGUGGCAGCCGGGGGCAACCUAAAAGACGUUCCGAACCUUCAAGGAGUCGUAGCAAAUGGUCACGCCAUAGAAUGCCGGCUCUGUGCGGAGUCCCCUGAACAGGAUUUCUUGCCCGCAUUGGGCACAGUUCAGCGAUGGACACCUGCGACCGAUAUUCUCGCUGCCCAUCACCUUACAAAUGUGAGGUUUGAGAGCAGUAUACGUACAGGAACGGUAAUCUCGAGUUACUUUGAUUCUAUGAUUGUUAAAGUCAUUGUCUGGGCUCCUUCGAGGGCAGCAGCGGUUGAGAAGAUGAGUCUGGUUUUGCGAAAUACGGUAUGCAUUGGAGUCCAGACAAAUCACCUGUUUCUCCAAGCCUGCCUUGCACAUCCUGGAUUCAGAACUGCAAUUGACUACACCACCAGCUUUAUCCCAGACAACAAGGAAGUGCUUCUUCGAAACCCCUACGUGGAGAAUCUUGAAGAGACCCGCAAGUUCCUCGGUCUCGUGUCUGCGUUGUUCUUUAGGUCUAUUGCGAAGAGACAGAGCAAAGACGCUGCCACCACUCGAACUUUUGCAUCUCUGAGGGGCUUCCGGAACCAGGUUUCAGACAGCAGUAAUGUUCCCGUUGAUAUUAUCCAGGAGCGGAGUUCUGGAUCCAACAUUGUUGUCAAAUGGCCUUAUACCAGAGGUAAUACAGACUCUAGCAUUGUCCAAGCCAUUCUAAAACCAUUGCCACCUAUUGAUACGAGUCCGCUCUCCGAUUCAACAACAUCGCAUGUUUCUAUUGCGAAGAUAUAUUCAGCAACGGUAUCACAGACGCUUGCAAAGCUGAGCAAUACACGCAGUCAACCCUACACGAUCACGAUUCUCAAAUCCAAUGUACAAACCCACAAGCUUCCAGCCGACAUCACCAGCUCCCAGCAAGUAUCAGAAUGGCUUGUAAGCGAUCUCACCAUCGACGUUCAACCCUCCCCUGGAAAACUCACAUUGCACCUCGCAACCGAUACCUCUUCAUCCGUCUUCGUGCACGCCAAUUCAAUAGGGACAGCACUCGCAUUCAACUACUUCACGCCACUAACAUUUGGUCUAUCCCUAAGCGCCGCUUUCUCCAACGACAACGCCAGCGCCACCACAUCCCAGCGCAUCCACAAAGCGCCGAUGCCAUGCAAGGUUCUGGAUGUACUGAAGAAAGACGCGGAUGCCGUGGAGGUCGGGGAUGUGCUGUGCGUCAUUGAGAGCAUGAAGAUGGAGAUCAAGGUAUUGGCAGAGGUCCAGGGGACCUUUAGGAUGGUGGCUAAAGAGGGGGAGUCUGUUGCUGAAGGGGCGAUUUUAUGUGCUGUUGAUUAGAUAGAUGAUAUGUUUUAAUAGAAAUCUCUUGAUGGAGAAAGAGUUGGAGGACUAGAUAAGUUUAUAUUGCAGUAUAUAUAAAAUCAAUUUACAUGAAAGAGG